ACUGUAACACCAAUAAAAUAUCCCACCGUGAAGCCUGGACAAUCUACAACCACUUCACCACACCGUCGCAAAAUGUCCACAACCACAACGACGACGACAAUGGAGCACUCGCCGCUGAUAAAGCAGCUGGCGGCCAACGACCGGCCCACCCGCGACAAAGCCGUCGACGCCCUCAAAACCUACCUCUCGAGUUCGACACGAGUAUUCACGUACCACGAGAUGCUACAGCUAUGGCGGGGUCUCUUCUUCUGCUACUGGCACUCCGACCGCCCUUUGACUCAGCAAGCACUGGCCACAGUGCUAUCAUCGUUCCCCGCGUCCAUGUCGGCACAGAACGCACCAACAUUCCUCCGCGCAUUCUGGUCGACUAUGGUAAAGCAGUACCCGCUGCUCGACGCCCUGCGCGCUGAUAAGUUCCUGCUGCUGAUGCGACGGUUUGUCGCCGCCGGGUUUCGCGUUGCGCUGGAGGACGCGGUCGCCGUGCUCGAGCGCACCGUGCUGGGCGUUAGUGGUGGCGUGCGUAUGCAGGUUGCCGAUGUGUGGUGGGAUGAGGCGGAGAGGGUUUGGGGUAAGGAGGAGGUUGGGGAGGCGGAGGGGAGGAUACAGACGUUGGUUGCCCCGUGGGAGAAAGCGUCGCGCGGAGGAACGGAUAAGCGCUGGAGGAAGACGGCGAGGGAGCUGCUGGGCGAUGAGAGAGCGGCACGGUGGGGGUAUGAUGGGGAGUGGGCGGCGAAGAAACCAGAGGAGAAUGGAGAGGAUGGGCAGGAGGAGGAGGCGUGGGGUGGCAUUGAUGGGUAGCCAUGGGGACGAGGAGGUGGUGUACGAUAAUCCGUGGGUUUGUUUUUCUCAAAAGUUCAGCGACCAAUGGCGUCUUUACUUCCGUUGAUACAUACAAUUUUCUUUUUUGCAAGAGUGGGGUGUGUGUGAAUGCAAAGUACGUACAUAAAAAUAUGU
Messenger RNA from Tricharina praecox, 954 nucleotides. Its product is annotated as nucleolar protein,Nop52-domain-containing protein. The transcript is spliced from 2 exons. The coding region runs from base 73 to 798 and encodes 241 amino acids. Gene Ontology annotation, cellular component: preribosome, small subunit precursor; nucleus; preribosome, large subunit precursor. The record is from RefSeq and is a predicted model, not a curated record. Gene Ontology annotation, biological process: rRNA processing. Lineage: Eukaryota; Fungi; Ascomycota; Pezizomycetes; Pezizales; Pyronemataceae.